ACAAGCUCAUAAUUUUCAAAGAGUGUCUUGUUUUCCAGUCAUUGCCUCUUUAGUUUCUUGUUUGAUUCAGUUCGUUUCUCUAUCUCUUUUUGAGGUCGUUUUUCUUGGAAAAAAUGCCGGAGGAAGGAAGCAGGUCCAGUCCCUUCUGGCAAAAUUAUUACUACUACAACAAUGGAUCCGGCCCUCAAAUUCUCAACUUGAUUCAGUUGAUGGAAGCAUCUGAUCCUCAACAAGACCCACUUGGUCAACUUGAUUUAAAUCAGGAAACAGGCCGAUUCAAUUUUGUGGAUAUUUUAACUCAAGAAGGGCUGCUUUGUCCACCGAUUCAUCAAGGCUCAACUUCUCAAAGGUUUGAUGGAGGCACGAGCUCAACAAUCCAUCAGUUCUCACGUGGCCCAUCAACAUUACAAGGGGCUAGUACUUCCGGUGCUCUACUGGGUAGCAUUGACUUGAGUGCUUUAUCUGCUUACAUUCCUUUUGACCAUGUUGGGCCAACUUCAAGGACAACACGAUAUGAAGAUGCUGCAGCAGAUGGCAGAAAUUUUUAUUGCAGAGAAGUGCAUCGGCAUAUGCUUCUAGACAGAUGUCCUUGGGUAGUAGUUCAAGCUCUGCUCAGCAAGGUAGAAUUUUUGAACAAGGAAAUGCCAGAGGCAGCUUCAACCAAUAUGAAGCCUUGAACUUGAAUACAAAUCUAAAUUCCUU
This is a messenger RNA of Rubroshorea leprosula, 702 nucleotides long. NCBI's taxonomy places the organism in Eukaryota, Viridiplantae, Streptophyta, Magnoliopsida, Malvales, Dipterocarpaceae. The record is from the annotation of a GenBank genome assembly.